GCAGAAUCUUUUCGCCGUUAUUCCGAAGAAGUUUUAAGAUGAACCCGAACUCCACCGGAUCCUCAAGCGCUGCAGGUAGUAGCAUUUCAACAUCAAGUCUUCCUGGCAUAGAACGACUCAUCGGGAGAGAAAAUUGGGAAACAUGGAAGUUUGCCGUGCAAACGUUCCUGGAACUUGAAGAUCUCUGGUGUGCAGUAAAGCCGAAGAAAAACGACGAUGGAAGCUACGAAUCCGUCGAUACAGCAAAGGAUCGAAAGGCACGAGCGAAAAUCAUCUUACUUCUUGAACCAGUGAACUACGUUCACGUGAAGGAAGCGACAACAGCGAAAGAAGUUUGGUCCAAACUAGAAAAGGCUUUCGAUGACUCUGGCCUCACAAGACGAGUCGGAUUGUUGCAUAAAUUAAUCAAGACAGAUCUAGAAUCAUGCGAUUCUAUGUCGGAUUAUGUUAAUCGUAUUGUAUCAACGGCGCAUCAACUGAAUGGAAUUGGUUUCCCGAUUUCAGAGGAGUGGGUCGGAAAUCUAUUACUGGCUGGAUUAACAGAACAGUAUCGCCCAAUGAUCAUGGCCCUUGAAAACUCCGGUAUUGUCAUCACUGGGGACAUCAUUAAAACGAAACUUCUACAAGAGGUUCCUCCCACAUCAGUUGAACCUGCGUUUGCGGCAAGGACGAAGCACGUUAAUGCUGGUAAGCAAACUAAAAAAUCGAAUACAGCUAAGGGACCGAAAUGUCGAAAAUGUUCGAAAUUUGGCCAUAUAGCGAAGGAUUGCUACAGCACGAAGGGAAACGAUUCGUUCUGUGUAGUGCUUUCUACGUGUGGAUCGAAGGAAUACGGAAAAUGGUAUUUCGAUUCCGGAGCAAGUGUCCACAUGACGAACAAUAGCGAUUUUUUGAUGCAUGCGAAAACAUCUGGUGGAACUGUGGUAGCAGCCAACGGGGAGAACAUGCAAAUCACCGCGAAGGGAUCCUGCGUUUUGAAGCCUUCGUGCCAAAAAGGUGAAAUUCCCGUUGAUGACGUGCAGCUAAUCCCGAAUCUAUCCGUGAACCUUUUAUCGGUAAAUCAAAUUGUGAAAAAAGGCUACUCCGUUACGUUCACCAAUGAAGGAUGCGAAGUGGUUAACCGAAACGGCGAUAUCAUUGCUACUGGUAGCCAUGACAACGAUCUGUUCAAGCUUGACGAACGUAAAGAAGGUGAAAACCGCGUUGACAGUUUCUUCAACAGGGAGCUUGGAACUAUGGCAUCAAAGGAUGGGCCAUCUUAA
Messenger RNA from Anopheles arabiensis, 1262 nucleotides. RefSeq lists its product as uncharacterized. The transcript has a single exon. NCBI's taxonomy places the organism in Eukaryota, Metazoa, Arthropoda, Insecta, Diptera, Culicidae. Gene Ontology annotation, molecular function: zinc ion binding; nucleic acid binding. The record is from RefSeq and is a predicted model, not a curated record. The coding region runs from base 39 to 1262 and encodes 407 amino acids.